AUGAGGCGCGUCGCCGUCCUCCUCGCCCUGGCCAUGUGCCUGGGUAUCACAAUGGCUCAGAGAUGCGAGCCCAAGUGUAGCGCCAACGGCGAGUGCACCCAGAACGACGACAUCGCGUUUUGCAAGUGCAAGCCCGGGUUAGUUUUUACGACGCGGGCUGCGCCGCACGACUUGGCCGAGUGCAAGAAGGGCCUGGUGUGCUACAAUGGCGCGACGUGUGUGCAGGACCCCAGCAAGCCUGACCAGGAGACCUGCGCCUGCGCCAAGGGCUGGGCCGGCUCAACCUGCAAGGUCCCCCACAUAUCGUGCGGCAACAGCACCUUGGCCUGCAUGAACGGCGGCCAGUGUCUGCUGGAUGAGACCGUGAACGACUGGUUCUGCAAGUGCCCGCCCAACCUGCGCGGCCGCCAGUGCCAGCUGGGCGUGAACGAGUGCAAGGAGGGCAUGUUCUGCAUGAACAACGGGCAGUGCAAGGACGAGGGCAACACCUGCCAGUGCCCCGCCGGCUUCUUCGGCAUCCACUGCCAGAACAACGAGAGGGACCCCUUUGCCGACCUCAUCCCCCGCAAGACGCUGCCCACCUACGCCAUCGCCCUCAUCGUCGUCGCCGGCGUGAUCGCCAUCGCCGCCGUCGCCCUCAUCGCGUUCCUGGUGGUGCGUGAGCGCCGCGGCCGCCCCUACUUCAAGAGCUGGCAGGAGGGCACCGGCUCCGGCCUGCAGGGUACCCUGUGA
This is a messenger RNA of Monoraphidium neglectum, 732 nucleotides long. Its product is annotated as putative Neurogenic locus notch. Gene Ontology annotation, biological process: heterophilic cell-cell adhesion; establishment or maintenance of epithelial cell apical/basal polarity. Bases 1 to 732 code for a protein of 243 amino acids. The record is from RefSeq and is a predicted model, not a curated record. Lineage: Eukaryota; Viridiplantae; Chlorophyta; Chlorophyceae; Sphaeropleales; Selenastraceae. Gene Ontology annotation, cellular component: protein-containing complex; plasma membrane. The transcript has 7 exons. Gene Ontology annotation, molecular function: calcium ion binding.